Xenopus laevis (African clawed frog) is the source of this 1910-nucleotide messenger RNA. It is a transcript of the gene oprm1.L, whose product is annotated as opioid receptor, mu 1 L homeolog. NCBI's taxonomy places the organism in Eukaryota, Metazoa, Chordata, Amphibia, Anura, Pipidae. The record is from RefSeq and is a predicted model, not a curated record. The transcript has 3 exons. Gene Ontology annotation, cellular component: endosome; perikaryon; membrane. Gene Ontology annotation, biological process: cellular response to morphine; G protein-coupled receptor signaling pathway; G protein-coupled opioid receptor signaling pathway. The coding region runs from base 502 to 1671 and encodes 389 amino acids. Gene Ontology annotation, molecular function: morphine receptor activity; beta-endorphin receptor activity; G protein-coupled opioid receptor activity.
UCAGUGUGUAUAUGUUGGGAGUGUAGCGAGUGUGUAUGUUCCUGUGUUUAACUGUUUGUUGCCCGGCUGCAGAUGAGCAAGCCGCUAGUUAGGAGCUCCCUUGUGCCAAAAUGCGAAUGAAUUAGCGCCUGGCGGCGGUGGAGAUACUAAUGGGGCUGCUGGUGAGGAGGUCGGAAGAGGCGGGGUGUAUAUAAUAUGUGGCUGCUGAGGGGACUUAGAAGUGGAGGGUUUGUAGCUGGAAGAGAAGCCGCACGCUCGGCUCUCGCACUGUAGGAAACGCCAAUUCCUUGUAGGGCUUCCCAGCGCUUUGUCGGCUCCCUGAUCCCUCGCUGCCGCCUCAGAGCUUUCUGUCAGUGAGUGACAAGAGAGGGGGGAGCGCAGAAGGGGCAGCGGCAAUAGCGCGGGAGGAGGAGGAGGAGAGUCUCAUUGGAGCCGCUCUACAUCCAGCGCUCACAUCCUAGCGCCUCUUAGCACUAAACUAGCACUCAAGCUAAGCUCAAAAUGGACGGUACCCCGACCAGUUCCUUUCGAUCUGCCGAUAGCCUGCUCAAUAGCUCCAUCAGCGGCUGGGGUGACAAUGGCUCCUACAUUCCCAUGAGGUGUCCGGUUAUCAGCAUGGGGAACUGGACCAGACUGGAUGACAACAACCUGUCCUACCUGUGCAACCGCUCUGACACUUUCCCUGAGGACAGCGACUCCAUCAUCAUAGCCAUCAUCAUCACCGCUCUCUACUCCAUGAUCUGCGUGAUGGGACUCUUUGGCAACGUCCUGGUCAUGUAUGUUAUUGUCAGGUACACGAAAAUGAAGACUGCAACCAACAUCUAUAUUUUUAAUCUUGCUCUAGCUGAUGCCCUCGCAACAAGUACUCUCCCUUUCCAAAGUGUUAAUUAUUUAAUGGGAACAUGGCCAUUUGGCAAUAUUGUGUGCAAAAUAGUUAUAUCCAUAGAUUAUUAUAACAUGUUUACUAGCAUUUUUACUUUGACCACAAUGAGCGUUGAUCGCUACAUCGCUGUCUGCCAUCCUGUAAAAGCACUAGACUUCAGAACACCAAGAAAUGCCAAAAUUGUCAAUGUCUGCAACUGGAUACUUUCAUCUGCUAUUGGGCUACCUGUGAUGUUCAUGGCUACUACAAAAUCUGAAAGAGGUUCUACUGACUGUGCUCUUCUCUUCCCACACCCAUCAUGGUAUUGGGACAACCUACUGAAAAUCUGUGUUUUCAUUUUUGCUUUUAUAAUGCCAGUCCUAAUCAUUACAGUGUGCUAUGGCAUGAUGAUUCUGCGACUCAAAAGUGUGCGAAUGCUUUCUGGCUCCAAAGAAAAGGAUAGAAAUCUGAGAAGAAUCACCAGGAUGGUCCUUGUCGUGGUGGCAGUGUUUAUUGUCUGCUGGACUCCUAUCCACAUUUAUGUCAUUAUAAAAGCGUUGAUCAAUAUCCCUCCCUCUCUUUUCCAGACUGUCACCUGGCAUGUUUGCAUUGCAUUAGGCUACACAAACAGCUGCUUGAAUCCUGUACUGUAUGCUUUUCUUGAUGAAAACUUUAAGAGGUGCUUCAGAGAAUUUUGCAUUCCUACAUCAUCAACCAUUGAGCAACAGAACUCCACUCGCAUGCGGCACAAUACACGUGACCAUGCCUCCACUGCCAAUACUGUAGACAGGACUAAUCAUCAGGUAUGACUAGCAGUGGAAAUGUCAUCUCUGGAUUCAAGAGUUCCAGCAAGAGAUGACAUGACUUCAGAAGUUACUCAAAUAACUACAGGCCUUUAAUAUACUGCUGGCAUUAGAUCAAUUGAGCAUCUUUGUUUUCAUGCUUGGAACUUUCCAGGCACUCAGAAUGACAAAUGGUAUGGUCUUGAGUAGUUACAGUUCUUAAGAGAGAAAGACCUAAACAUGUGCCCUUGAUCUUUGAGGAGGGC